UUAAAUCCUGGGCUUAGUCCAUUGUUUGUUUAUGUCUUCUGGCCCGUUUCGUGGGUUUUGUUUAAAUCCUGUUAUGUUUGGGCUUCGGCCCUGGGCUUGGCCCAUCUAUUAAUAAAAACAAUUUGGGAAAAAAAAAAUUCAAAAAUAAUUUAUUAUCCUCUUUUCAUUUUGGAACAUGAGAGGGAAAGUAUCCCGCCAUUAGCAAAACCGCAUAACCUUUCGCCACCUUCCGACAUCAUCAAGCUCCCUCGGUGGCGACUUUUGUAUCCGACUUUCUCCGCCGGAGUGAUACCGUGCCGUUGUAGAAGCAAAUAACCCCCAAUUGAUUCUCAAAUUGACGAAGUUGCGGUAGGGAAGGUAAAAGUUUGGUGGAACAUCUGCAGCAUGUUUAAGAAAAAGCUAUGAUUAAUUCAGAUCAAGUAAGCAGGAGUCAUCUCCCUGAAGUUCAGAAACCUAAAGCUCCUCAAACCAAUUGGUCAGAGCAUGCAAAUGCGUUCGAAGAUCCAUCUUCCAGGACUAAGCAUUUGAGCUCCGGUUUCCUUUACGCUCUAGAAAGUCAAAAGCCUAGAAAAAGCAGUGAUAUGGCGGCGAGGUCAAUUGCGUUUCCCAGUGUGAAUGCGCAUACUUUGGCGCCCCCGCAAAUUGCAAAGGCUUGGCGUGCUCUUUCAAGUCUCUCACUAAACAAGACCUACCUAAGACCUGGAAUUACUCCCCCGGUUGAUGAUGGUGGCACCAACGGCUCGUAUUCUGCAAGAGAGAGAUCCACUGUGAAAGUUACAUGUAGCACUGAUGGUUCUUUUUAUUCGAACAAUCAACAAAAUCAAAGUCAAAUGGGUGUACCAGGAACUGGAAGAAGCUUUCACAGCUUUCCUCCCCCUGUCCCUGGUGAUGGUAAAAAUUUUGCUGAAAAGUUUCGACGGAUAAAUGAUGAGACCAGAGAACCAGAAACUAGUUCCGCGCAUUUAAAUGGUGUGGAGAAACCAUUCAAGAAUUCUACAUUCGCAGCUGAGCAGUUGGGAUCUGGAGAAGCAUGUCUUGAUGAGAUUGAUGAUGACAUACUUCAGGUAAUGUACCGGUUCACUUACCGCAUAAUGUUCCCUUAUUUAGCACUCUAUGCAAAGAAGCUAGUUUUAUUAAUCUCAUGCUUACGGCUUUGUGUUGAAAAUAUGUUAACUCAAGCAUGUCAACACUUUGCAAUGCAGAAUAUUGAUGUCGACCAAAUUAUGAUGGAACACUACCAAUCAACAAGUACUCCUCCGUCAUCUGUAUCUAGUUUGCCAUCGAGAACUCCACCUGUGGAUAGAAGUGCUUCCAGAAGAGAAGAAGAGUGUUCUCUGCCUCCUGAACUAUGUUCUAACUGUAGUCAUGGAAUAAAGCUAGGGCUUUGUCCUGAAGCUUCAACCCAUUUGGAACAAAUGAAGAACAUGUUGAUUGCAAUAUCAAAUGAACUUCUUGACGAUGAUACUGAUCUGAGUCCUGAUCGUAUUCAAGAGCUUCGGCAAGAGAGGUUACUGCUGAAGAAGCAAAUUCAGCAGCUCGAGGACCAUAUUCGAGAUAAAGAAAAGCAAAAGUCUCAGUUUUUGUCAUCUACAGCUACUCGUGCGUCACAGUAUGAAACACCUAAAUCAACAAAUCUAAGAUUUGAUCAUCCACAAACUGAUUCUCGAGCACACUUUAAUGAGCAAGGAAGAUAUGCAUCUGAUAGCUGGAACAUGCCAAAAGAUUCUUCAUUUUCUGUAGAUAGGUAUGGUCUUUCAUCUGCUCCUGUAGAGAGAGAACAAUACGUUCCGAGGAUUAUCGAGGUGACGUACACUGAAGGUUCAAACGACCAAAAGUGGAGCAGUCGUGAUUUUCCUUGGACGAGAAAACUGGAGGUCAGUAACAAGAAAGUGUUUGGAAAUCACUCGUUUCGACCUAACCAGAGAGAAAUCAUCAACGCGACAAUGAGUGGCUCUGAUGUAUUUGUGUUGAUGCCAACAGGAGGAGGCAAGAGUUUGACGUAUCAGCUCCCUGCUCUGAUCUGUCAAGGAAUAACAUUAGUCAUUUCUCCACUCGUGUCACUUAUUCAAGACCAGAUAAUGAACCUGUUGCAGGCAAAUAUACCAGCUACUUCCCUAAGUGCCGGCAUGGAAUGGUCUGAACAACUGAAGAUCUUUCAGGAGCUUAGUUCCGAGCAUUCUAAGUACAAAUUACUAUAUGUCACACCCGAAAAAGUGGCACAAAGCGAUUCUCUUUUGAGGCAUCUAGAUAACUUAAACUCUCGUGGUUUGCUUGCUCGAUUUGUUAUUGAUGAAGCUCAUUGUGUGAGCCAAUGGGGGCAUGACUUUCGACCAGACUACCAGAGUCUUGGUAUUCUGAAGCAGAAGUUUCCCAACAUUCCCGUGUUAGCUUUAACAGCUACCGCAACAGCCAGUGUGAAGGAAGACGUUGUACAAGCCCUUGGCCUUGUUAACUGUGUUGUGUUCCGGCAAAGUUUUAAUCGCCCAAAUCUAUUGUAUUCCGUUGUCCCCAAGACGAAAAAGUGUCUGGAAGAUAUUGACAAAUUUAUCAAGGAAAACCAUUUUGAUGAAUGUGGAAUUAUAUAUUGUCUUUCAAGAAAUGACUGCGAGAAAGUUGCUCAAAAGUUACAGGAGUUCGGUCAUAAAGCAGCAUUCUACCAUGGCAGCAUAGAGCCUACUCAACGUGCUUUAGUACAGAAACAAUGGAGCAAGGACGAAGUCAAUAUAAUAUGUGCUACCGUGGCCUUUGGAAUGGGAAUCAACAAGCCUGAUGUCCGGUUUGUUAUUCAUCACUCGCUCCCUAAGUCUAUAGAAGGCUAUCAUCAGGAAUGUGGUCGUGCUGGCAGGGAUGGCCAGCGAGCAUCUUGUGUUUUGUAUUACGGUUAUGGCGACUAUAUACGAGUUAAGCAUAUGAUUAGCCAAGUAGGAGUUGAACAAAGCCCCAUGGCAAAUGGUUAUAAUCGUGUAGCGAGUUCAGGAAGGUUACUUGAAACGAACACUGAAAACCUUCUCCGCAUGGUUAGAUACUGUGAAAAUGAGGUGGACUGCCGACGUUUCCUACAGCUAGUUCACUUUGGAGAAAAGUUUGACUCCACAAACUGCAAAAGGACGUGUGAUAAUUGUUCAAGUAGCCAGAGUUUGAUUGACAAAGAUGUCACUUUGAUUACAAGGCAAUUGGUUGAACUGGUGAAGCAAACAGGAGAAAGGUUUUCGUCAUCACAUAUUCUUGAAGUCUACAGAGGUUCCUUAAACCAAAUGGUGAAAAAACACAGACAUGAGACUUUGCAGUUCCAUGGAGCUGGAAAACAUUUAACGAAACUUGAAGUCUCCCGUAUCUUGCACUAUCUCGUAACAGAGGACAUUCUUGUGGAAGAUGUUAGGAAGAGUGAUAUGUACGGAUCCGUAUCAUCGUUGCUCAAGGUGAAUAAAUCAAAGGCUGCCUCACUCUUUUCUGGAAGCCAGACUAUAAUGAUGAGAUUCCCUUCUUCUGUAAAAGUAUUAAAGCCCUGUAAAGCUGCGCCAACCCCUGCAAAAGCUCCUUUAGUAUCAGCAGAUGCUCCUCCAGAAGAUGUGAAUCUCUCCGCCAUCAUGUACACAGCCUUGAGGAAGCUUCGUACGCUUCUUGUCAAAGAAGCCCCUGACGGUGUCAUGGCAUAUCAUAUAUUUGGCAAUGCAACACUUCAGCAGAUGAGCAAGAAAAUUCCAAGAACCAAAGAGGAACUCCUCGAGAUAAAUGGCCUUGGGAAGGCCAAAGUAUUAAAGUACGGUGAACGGUUGUUGGAAACAAUAGAGUCAACGGUGAACGAGUACUACGGAACCAGUAAGAAAGAAGAGUCCAUGAUUAGUCCGGAUUCAGGGAAGAGGAGAAGAGACGAGAACAUUAGUCCGAAUGUAACCGAGGAGGAUGAUGACUUCGCAGAGAGCUCAAGCCAGUCUUGCAAGAAAACGGUGAGAAGCAAAAGCAGUGAGGUGCUUCAUGGUGAAUGUGUAGCUGGAGAUGGAGUAGGUAUGGUCAUGGAGAAGCUAGAUUUUGAUUUUGAAGACGAAGAUGGGUCGGAGAUACGACCUGAGGGAAGAGUAUUACCCUGGUGAAGUAGUAACCACUGUGAAAUGUUAAAUUAAAUUGAUGUAAACUUAAAUAUGUUCUACCCCGUGGUGUAACUUAAUGAGCUUCGUUUCUGGCUGUAUGAAAACACCUACUCUAAAGAUAAAGCAUGCCUUCCUUUGUUAAUCUUAUAUUUAAAGUCUUUUAGCA
Messenger RNA from Brassica rapa (field mustard), 4254 nucleotides. RefSeq names its product ATP-dependent DNA helicase Q-like 4A. NCBI's taxonomy places the organism in Eukaryota, Viridiplantae, Streptophyta, Magnoliopsida, Brassicales, Brassicaceae. Gene Ontology annotation, molecular function: 3'-5' DNA helicase activity; nucleic acid binding; ATP binding. Gene Ontology annotation, cellular component: chromosome; nucleus; cytoplasm. The record is from RefSeq and is a predicted model, not a curated record. Gene Ontology annotation, biological process: DNA replication; double-strand break repair via homologous recombination.